UCAUUCUUUGGCAGUGUGUCAAGAGAGGCGGCUCCUGUGUGUUCUGGAGAUCUGCCUGCUAUGGAGAGUGACCCAGGACCUGUCCUCACACGGGACUGUUUAAUCUACAUCUUCAGUCACCUGGAGGCUGAUGAUUUGAGACGGGUUUCUCAGGUGAACGAGGCUUGGAAUGAUGCUGCCGAAACACCCUGGCUGUGGAGAAGAUUAUGCUUGGAGCGCUGGAUUUUCUGCAAUAUCUCCAAUGUGGAUAAUGAAAUAAACUCCUGGAAAAAGUAUUAUUUACAUCGUUCCAAAACAGAGCAGCACAUGGCAUCAGGGCAUAGCACUGCUGACUAUAACUGCAUAACUUUCAGGGGUCACAGUGACAGUAUUACUGGUCUGCAGUACCUGAGUAAUCCUGACCAUCAGUUCGAUACUGGGAUUUGUAAAUCAUUGGUUUGCACAGCAUCUAGAGACGGUACACUGCGAGCAUGGAGCGUUCAAGAGGGUAAACAAUUGUGGUCAACUCCAGUGCAAGAAGAGCCAUUGGUGAAAUUAAUAACUGUUCCACAAAAAGACCUUGCUAUCACCGCAGACUCAAAGGGAAAGAUCAAAGUUUGGAAUGGGCAGACUGGAGAUGAAUUGGCUGCAUAUGAUACUUCAUGUACAGUUGGUCAUUUGGUCACCUGCAAAGUGGAUAACCAGCUUUACCUAACUGCUGGCACUAGAAGAGGUGCACUUAUCACACUAACUACUCCUAAUCUUAGCCAGAUCUCUCACUUAUCAGUGGUGAAGGAUUAUCAAGUAGAUUUUCUACUGGUAUCACCCAAUCAGCAAUGGAUCGUCGCUGGUACAGAAGAAAGUAAUGAAAUGCCUGCUAAGGUAUUGCGAACAGAACUCUUAUCAAACUCUGUUGUUGAUGACAGAUUGUCAACAGAUUCUCUACCACUGAGUAGUUGUUUUAUGGCUUGCUGGUUACCAAAAAAACCAUCCAGAGUAGUUACUGUAACCCAUAGCAAUGGCAUGUCUUCUGAAAUCACUAUUGUUACUUUCGAUAUCAAUCUUCAGAAAACAAAACAGAAACUGGAAAUACAAGCUAAACAGGUUGGAAAUUUCAGCUGCAAAAUAACUGGCUGGAAUAAUAAUAUACUUGUUGAAGGCCAUGGGAUUAAUACCAUCAUUCUAGUACACAGCACCGAACUGAAACUGUUUUCCAUUGAUGGUACACACCAUGCCAGCUUUCGUGACCACAAGGAAACAAUCACUGGAAUUUCAGUGGAUCCCUUCCGUGUGGUCACUGCAUCGAUGGAUUUGUCACUUAGAGUAUAUACCUGGAAAAGGCAAGCAAAUCAAUGCCUCAAUCUUGAAAGUAAUUACCAUUUGCUGGGGGGUUCUCACCUGAGGUCCAGGGGAUUUAAAAGUGUAUUGUGUGACUAUGUAAGCAUUGUUGGUGCUGUUCAAUCAAAGGAUGGAAAAGACAUUCUAAAAGCAUACAACUUCAAUCUGUAAAGAGUUCUUCCAUCACAAAGACUACUAUAAUCUGUAUAGCAUGAAUGUUAAGUAUUAUUUUGCAAAGUGACUAAACAUUAUGUACAUGUGGCACAUGAUUAUCAUUAUAUCAUGCUGAUUUUUGAUUUAGCUGUGUAUUGUAUAUUGACUCUGGCAAGUUGAAAAUAAAACUGCUGGUUUGUUUUCAGUGGCUGCCACACUGAAUACUCUUUCCCCUGUAAAGUGAUUCCCAAAUAACAUUUUAAUUGCUAAGGGAACUUAUAGAAUAAUGAAAUAAUAUUAAUAGGAAUGUCCAGAAAAAAAGAAACUGCUCACAGCCAAUUCUUUUAGCAAUUUAGCCUUCCCUUUAUAAUACCCUAGACAUAAUUUAAAAUAGCAACCUUUUACCCUGUAAAUGGCAAAAAUGUUGGCCAAGAUUUUGGUGUUGAAGUAAUGGCAAGUUUAAUGUGUGCAUCAUUAUUCAUGUGAGACGUGUCCAGGAACUUUAGGAGUAAAGGCAUACAUUGAGAAUUAAGAGUCGCUACAAUUUGCUGAACAAAUUUUGCCACUCCAUCAGACCCUUUAAAAUGAUAUUCAACAUAUUUUUCGUAAAAUGCAAAAUUUGGAGAAUGGUAGGACUGCAAAAUUACCAAGGUACCUAAUUAUUGAAGAUUUGCACUUCUGUAAUGUCAAUGAACCUGUUUUGCCCAUAAAGGAAUUAUGAAUUAUUCUUGCAAAUAGUAAAUUAUUUUUAAAAAUUAUUACAUUUCUUUUGCCCCUUGUCGAUUCAUUUUUUUCUUGAUCUCUUCCUUUUUCUUACUUAGGCAAAUUUUGCUUUGAUUAGUUUGAUUUUCUGUUUUUUUUCUCAAAUCCUUAAAUCUAUUCAGGACAUAAACUGUUGGAUCCUAUUGUUUAUCACAAUCCUAGAUGGCCCAAUGCUCUGGUGAUGCUGUUAUCAGCUAACACAGCACAAAACAUUGUCAAGCUAAAUGAAGAGAUUAUUAAAAAUUCAAUUAUCAAGACAUAUCCCUGAAUGCUCUAUGCCAUCAUUCUUAUAGAGGAUCUUAAAAAUCAGAACAUUUUGUUCUACAAAACACCUUUCCCCAAACUAUCUAUCCCAUUUAUAAAUAAUAGACUGUUUAUAAACGUAUUAUGUAUUGCAGCACUGAAUUAGUGAAUAUAGACUCUACUGCUGGAACCAUGAAACAUUUGGACAAAAAUGUGACCUGUCUAUUUUAACUUAAUAGCAAUGCCUUGUAAUAAAUGAUCCCAAAACGA
Messenger RNA from Chiloscyllium plagiosum (whitespotted bambooshark), 2745 nucleotides. It is a transcript of the gene fbxw12, whose product is annotated as F-box and WD repeat domain containing 12. Gene Ontology annotation, molecular function: protein binding. The record is from RefSeq and is a predicted model, not a curated record. NCBI's taxonomy places the organism in Eukaryota, Metazoa, Chordata, Chondrichthyes, Orectolobiformes, Hemiscylliidae. Gene Ontology annotation, cellular component: nucleolus. Gene Ontology annotation, biological process: ribosomal large subunit assembly.